This is a messenger RNA of Branchiostoma belcheri (Belcher's lancelet), 3318 nucleotides long. RefSeq lists its product as uncharacterized. Gene Ontology annotation, biological process: netrin-activated signaling pathway. Gene Ontology annotation, molecular function: netrin receptor activity. Lineage: Eukaryota; Metazoa; Chordata; Leptocardii; Amphioxiformes; Branchiostomatidae. The transcript has 7 exons. Gene Ontology annotation, cellular component: membrane. The coding region runs from base 542 to 3220 and encodes 892 amino acids. The record is from RefSeq and is a predicted model, not a curated record.
AUCGUCAAAUUGUCUAGCCUUAAAACUACCAGUACUUCAUUUCCUGUAGAGUAUUUUCUGUCUGACUACAUUAAUAAAGUGUUUCACCUGACCAGCACUCCCUACUCUCGAUUAUAAAACUGUGCCCCGCAGGCAAUAUCGAGAGAAAACCGGUCCGACCGGGCCACUCGAAGGCGACACCAGGGCAUUAUGAAAGCAUUAUGGCGAGGACGUAUCGUGUCGGAAAAGUCACAGUGCACCAAGACUCCGGUCAAACAGACUAACAGCGCUGUUGGGAAACGCCUUCCAUUACCAGGUAACGACGGACGCCCUCAUCUGUCCGCUGUGGCAUCUACGCAGGCGUGAUCGAGGUACAUGGAUCGCGUGUUAUUGGUUUGAACGUCGUCAUAAACCCUGUACGUCAACUGUGCGUGACCCACUUUUGGGACAGCACAUCUCGGCACGCGCGGGAAGGUUCGACUUGCAAUUUCCUUAGGUUUGUGCCCGAUGCCAAGCGCUGGAAGGACGUGCCAUGGGUCAUGUUUAAGACAGUAACUACGGAAUGCCCGACACAGCACCCGACUUUACCACGAUGGCGGGGGAACAGGUGGUAGAACCGGUCUGCAGCCCACGACCACCCCCGGAACUAUGCCGUUUGGACUCUUUCAACUCCGAGUUUGAGUCAGAGACAGACUCGCUGAACAACAGUUACGGCAGCGCCAUGUCCGGCAGCGGCAAUGGCAGCUGGGCCGCCUGGAACCUUCCAUUCAGAAGUCCCAGAAAAUCUGAGGACGAAGACGGGCCGAAGAAAAGGAGAUCGACCUUCUUGAGCAAAUGGCUUGACACAACAGGGGGAAAGCUGGAACUGCCCGAGGUAGGUGUACGGCUUGACGUUCCCAUGGGAGCCGUGCCCGAGGGCGAGACUAUACAGAUGUAUCUCGGCUUAAGUUGGCACAAGGACUACCGCCCAGUUUUAUCGGACUUGGCGGAGUCCCUCCUCAGCCCUACCGUAUACUUCGGACCUCACUUCGGCAAGCUGAACUUGCCAGCCACCCUCGUGUUCCCGCACUCAGCUCUUGUGGAAGAAGACGAGGAAGAGGAGGGAGGGUGGAAGUACAGAGUCUGUUAUAAUGAAGGCAUCAUCUUUAACACACGAGAGCCUGAGUGGUUUGAUACAGUGGAAGGUGAGGAAGAGAUCAGGCCUGGUGUGGAGCAGGAAACAGUAAGCAUACAUACAAGAGUUCCAGGCGCCUAUGUCCUGCUGGGAAGAGAGGCGAACGAUGAGAUCCUGAUCUGUAAGCGAGUGAAGAUCAUCGCGUAUCUUCACCUUAUCAGGGCCAAAGGCAUGGUCAAGGUCAAAGUGUACUGCACCGAUGACGUCCCGGGAGUCGUGCAGGUGUUAGAAAAGAAGGAAGCGACACGUGGAACGCUGGUUUCCAUGACAACCGCCGAUUCCGCCUUCUACAACGACGGGUCCGAGCUGCGCGUGCGCAUUAGGCACAACCUGAAACAUGUAGAAGAGCAUAACCCUACCAAACUGAAAAAGGUCAUCAGCUACAAGUCCAUCUGGCACCAGUCAUCUCCCUUCUGUAUCUUCAAGUUCACGGCCAAGGAACAGCUGGAGGUGGAACACCUGCGUCUGGACAUCCGGGCAUUCCAGCACGUAGACGAGGACGCCGACGAUUACGUCAAAAUGACGCUCAGGGUCCCGUCACAGGAUUCUGAUGAAGAGGGGACGGUGGUGGACGACGCCUCGCCUACUGCCAUGCUGUGUACUCCUGAUCCACUUCUCAUGGACAGUACAGUGACAAGACAGGGAGGAGAAGAAGGGAUGAAUGAUGAAGGAAGCCGCAGUGAAAGAGAAACAUCAGAGACAAAGUCUGUAACAGAGUCAUCAAACAACGUGGAACUCCAAACUACCACUAAAUCGGAAGACCUUACAACGACUGACGGAGACAGUGAACUUGUGGAUAUCACUUCCAUUUGUAAAGCGGUCGAAGGACUGAACAAACAGAUCAAGUUGGACGGACAGGAAACAGGGGACAACACGAAGGACUCUGACGGCCACUCCGAUAAUAGUAAGGACACUGGAUACGCUACCAACCCGGGCGCCAUGAGUCCAGAAUCCACCCAUAGUACGGACGAAAAUUUCAACAGGUCUUUCACGAGUAGCCUGACGGUGCAGGGUAUGGAGGGGGUCAGCUAUACCUCCCGGAUGGUGGAUGCUAGGGGCGCGGUGCUGCGGCUGCCCAGCUGCGGGGCAGAACUUCUCAUCCCACCGAAGGCGGUGCCCGAGGGCGAGCAGCUUCUCAUCCUGUUGUCUGUGAGCUGGGACACCUCGGAUCGUCCACGUCUUGAGUCCGCCCAGAGUCUGAUCGGACCCGUGGUGCUGUGUGGCCCGUCAGGCGUUCAGCUCCAGAAGCCCGCCACAUUAGUGUUCGAACACUGCGGACUCCUGAACAGUCAGAGCACACCGGCUGUUCUUGCCUGUGAGGACAUCUCCGUUCAAAACAAAUCAUGGCGUCUUCUCACACAUGACGCGGGAAACGACGACCAAAACGCCGUAAAUGUCCGGGCCUGCUUCCUGAAGAACAAGUGCAUCGUUCACAUGAGCAAAAUCCUGUCCUUUGCGCCGAUAGUGCGGGGGUCUGAACCGGGAAAGACCGUGAGGUUCGUGGCUUUUGGGCCGCAUUUAGGAUCAUUUGAAGAUGUCAACAUUCGAGUGUACUGUAUCAACGACACAGCGGAUGCUUUAGAGUGCAUACGCCAGCAGGAAGGCCAGGCCGGGCGGAGACAGUGUGGCGGCCUGUCCAUGAGCUGUAUGUACCCUGGUGAUAGCUGUUCUGUACAGGCACAGGACCCCGAUCCAGGGUGGGCCUUCCGGGGAUUAACCCAGCAGCAAGUGACGACGGAGUCGGUGUGGCGGACACAGUUUCCCGUGCGGACCUUCACCCUGUACCACACCGACCACAGGCUGAAGAACCUCCACUUCAGGAUGCACGCCUACCAGGAGCGGCGAACCGAGGCCACGGAGAACACGUCCUUCAAAAGCCGUUACCAAAGUUUUGUAAACCCCAGUCCGAGACGAAAAGUGGGUAAGACAGGUAGUCAGUACGAGACCAUAGCGUCUUGUUUCGGUAGUGAUGAUAAACUGACACCCCCUGUGGAUGGAAGCGUCCGGGUCAGUCCCACUGCUGUGGUGAGGGGGGUCGGUCUAACUUCCGUGGUGACGUGGCAGUAACACUAUACAAACCCUCCAACACCCCUGGCUGUGUUGACUGGAAAAGCCCUUACAGUGAAAGUGUACAUAAAACUGCCAAAGUUAAACCCUUCGAUAAG